GCGCCGCCGCCGCCGCCCGCCGCCGAGCCCCGCGGGCAGCCCGGCCGCCUGCGCCGCCCGCCGAGCUGCGGGUGCCCGGGCGGGGGACCAUGCCGUGCCGGAGGGAGGAAGACGAGGACGCCGGCGACGAGGCGGAGGGGGAGGAGGAGGACGACGACAGCUUCCUCCUGCUGGAGCAGUCGGUGACGCUGGGCGGCUCGGGCGACGUGGACCGGCUGGUGGCCCGGAUCGGCGAGACGCUGCAGCUGGACGCGGCGCACGACGGCCCGGCGUCCCCCCGCGCGCCCCCGGGGCCUCCGCUGCAGCCCCCGCGGCCCCCGGCGGCGGCGGCGGCGGCGGCGGCGGUGCGGGUGGACAAGGCCCGGCCGGCGGCGCUGCCGUUGCUGCUGCCGCCGCCCGCGCCGGCCGAGGCGGGGGGCCCGGCGGCCGCGGGGGCCUUGCGCUGCGCCCUCGGGGAUCGCGGCCGCGUGCGUGGCCGGGCUGCGCCCUACUUUGUGGCCGAGCUGCCCGCGGGCCCCGGCGCGCUGCCCGGCCCGUGCCGGCGCGGGUGGCUGCGGAGCGCCGUCUCGGCUCGCCGCCUGCAGCCGCGUCGCUGGCCCCCGGCGGGGGCGCGCACCCGCGAGGACGACCCGCACCGGCUCCUGCAGCAGCUCGUGCUCUCGGGGAACCUCAUCAAGGAGGCCGUGCGGAGACUCCAACGAGCCGUGGCCGCCGUGGCCGCCACGGGCCCCGCGGGAGCCCCCGCGCCCGGGAGCGGCCGCGCCGGCCCGGAUCCCGUGGCCCUGCAGCCCUCCGGCGCCUUGCACUGACCCCGGGCUCCUGGAGGAGGACGAGGAGGAGGCAGAGGCGGCCGCAGCGCGGAGUCCACGGCGUCCUGCCCAUCGCCGGCCCGGAGCGUCAUGACCUGCGACCCUGGCGCCCACCUCCGGCCGAGGCGCCCCUGGCCCCCGCCCGGCGGACGGAGGAAACUUGAGCUCGGAGAAAUGCACGGACCCGGGUGCGUCGGUGCCGCGUGCGUGAGAAUUCCCCCUCCCGGCCACCUCGGGGGCCCCCCCGGACCCGGGAUGAACCGGGAGAACUCUGGCAGCUACUUGCAGUGACUUGUACCUGAUUUAACCCUUGGGGGCGUCGUGCGCUUGGAUUGUUCGAAGAUAGGGCUCCUAGGGGCGGGGGUGGCGAGGGCUACGUAACAAUACUUGAAAACGAAUCACAUGCAUACAUGUUCUUUCUUUUCCGGUGGGGGAAGCCUAGUGGAAAUGGUGCUACAAUUGCUGUGCAGAGAGAAAUUCCGAAGGCGAGAAGAAUGUCAAAGCUUGGUGGUGGGUGGGCUGCCCGUCUCCCUGACCCCUCCACCUCAUAGGUGGCUGGUGGAGCUGGGAGAUGCGUAAACCCCAGCUAGGGAACCCGGAGGGAGGUGGAAGAGUUUUGCAAGUGGGCAGAGGUGAACUUGAAUGUGCACUUUGAAAUGACUUGACCUUGCCACCUGGGGUUCAAGGUCAUGACUUAACUGUGCUUGGAAGUCUGUUUUGGGGGAGUGGUCCCUGAAAGCGCGAAUUGGUGGCUCUCCUGGCUCCAAGAAAGAGCUGUGUGUGCUUUGCUAUCUCUUGGGAGUCUCCAGAGGACACACACAGACUGGCCUGUGGGGAGAGUUGUUUGUUUUUCCGGAAAGUCUCCUCCUGGGAGGCCACUCUUGGCCCAGCCGUGAGCUUUCUCAGAACUCAGAACAUCGGCAUAAACACCCGACUCUCUCCUGGCCUGGGACUGGCCUACGCUUUCCACCCUCUCCUGGUAUCCAUCGGGAUGGAUGGAGGAGAUAGGUUCUUACUCUGUGCUGGCCUUACGGGAGCCUGGGGCCAGCCCGCAAGAGGCCUCAUCCCCUCUGACCUCUUACCACCGAUUGCGAUUGCGAGUGACUGAAAUCCUUUUUUUUUUCCAAGUGACUCUCCCGGAGGAGAAACGGCAGCAGGCUUUUACAAACCUCUUGAAACUUGACUGCGCUGUUUAGAAAGGUGCCACUCCCCUCCCUGCCCGUCCCCCGAACUUGAAGGUAGCUAAACCAAUUUUUUUUUUACAAAAAAAAACAAAAACAAACAAAAAAAAACAUUCAAUGGCUUGUUCAUCCUCCAGAUGUAGCUAUUGACGUACACUUCGCAGCGGAGUGUGUUAAAUUGUGGUGGUCCUGAUUUAUAGGAUUUCUUAAUUAAGUUGCUGAAUAAAUUUGGUUUUUGUUUUGAA
Sorex fumeus (smoky shrew) is the source of this 2235-nucleotide messenger RNA. RefSeq names its product FRAT regulator of WNT signaling pathway 2 (gene FRAT2). Gene Ontology annotation, cellular component: cytoplasm. Bases 90 to 809 code for a protein of 239 amino acids. Lineage: Eukaryota; Metazoa; Chordata; Mammalia; Eulipotyphla; Soricidae. The record is from RefSeq and is a predicted model, not a curated record. The transcript has a single exon.